AUGGAAGCUGUUCUGCAGACCAAAGGCCUUCUUUCUUUGCCCUCAAAUCCCAAAACCAGAGUUCUAGGCUCGCCGCAGGGGCUCAAAUACCGGCUUAGCGCUAAGAGCAAUAGAGCUCUUGGUGGGUUUUCUCUUUCCGUUGAUGGGUUCCAAAAAUUUCAUGGCUUUGUGUCAAGAACUCAUGGGUUCUGUAAGAAAGGAAGAGAUUUGCAGAUUUGCAGGGCAGAAGCUGCGGCUGCUGCAGAUGGGCAGCCGUUAAUUGGUGAAGUGGAGAAGCCCAAGUUCUUGGGUAUUGAGGUCUUGACCCUUAAGAAGAUUAUCCCACUUGGGUUGAUGUUCUUCUGCAUUCUCUUUAACUAUACUAUUCUCAGGGACACAAAAGAUGUCUUGGUUGUGACUGCUAAGGGCAGCAGUGCCGAGAUUAUUCCAUUUUUAAAGACGUGGGUUAACUUGCCUAUGGCUGUUGGAUUUAUGCUCUUGUACACGAAGCUCGCCAACGUUUUGUCAAAGAAAGCUCUCUUCUACACUGUAAUUGUUCCCUUCAUUGCCUUCUUUGGGGCAUUUGGGUUUGUUCUCUAUCCCCUUAGCCAUUUGUUCCAUCCCACAGCGCUUGCGGAUAAGCUUUUGGCAGCUCUUGGACCGAGCUUCCUUGGUCCGGUUGCGAUUCUUAGAAUUUGGAGCUUCUGUUUGUUCUAUGUCAUGGCCGAGCUAUGGGGCAGUGUGGUGAUAUCAGUUCUGUUCUGGGGUUUCGCUAACCAGAUCACUACAGUUGAAGAAGCCAAAAGAUUCUAUCCAUUGUUUGGUCUUGGAGCCAAUGUUGCUCUUGUUUUCUCCGGCCGAACAGUAAAGUACUUCUCUAAUCUAAGGAAAACAUUGGGCCCUGGAGUUGAUGGUUGGGCUGUUUCUUUGAGAGGUAUGAUGAGCAUUGUAGUGCUGAUGGGGCUUGCAAUCUGUGGUAUUUACUGGUGGGUGAACACUUUUGUUCCUCUUCCCACCCGUAGUAAGAAGAAGAAGGAUAAGCCCCAUAUGAGCACAAUGGAAAGUUUGAAAUUCUUGGUGUCCUCGAGAUAUGUCAGGGACCUAGCCACUUUGGUGGUUGCUUAUGGCAUUAGCAUUAACCUAGUGGAGGUUACAUGGAAAUCGAAACUCAAGGCUCAGUUCCCCAGCCCAAAUGAGUAUUCAUCCUUUAUGGGCGAUUUCUCUACUGCCACUGGAGUAGCAACUUUCACAAUGAUGUUACUAAGCCAAUGGAUAUUUGACAAAUAUGGGUGGGGAGUUGCAGCCAAAAUUACACCCACAGUGCUUCUACUCACAGGGGUUGGAUUCUUCUCUCUAAUUUUGUUUGGGGGCCCAUUGGCCCCUGCAAUUGGGAAGCUUGGGAUGACUCCUCUGCUUGCAGCUGUAUAUGUGGGUGCCAUGCAGAAUAUCUUCAGUAAGAGUGCAAAGUACAGUUUAUUUGAUCCUUGCAAGGAAAUGGCUUACAUCCCGUUGGAUGAAGAUACCAAGGUAAAAGGGAAGGCAGCCAUUGAUGUUGUCUGCAAUCCUCUGGGGAAGUCUGGUGGUGCUUUGAUCCAGCAAUUCAUGAUAUUGACAUUUGGGUCACUUGCAAAUUCGACUCCCUACCUCGGCGGAAUUUUGUUGGUGAUUGUUUUCGCAUGGUUAGCGGCAGCAAAAUCCUUGGAUGGCCAGUUUAAUGCCUUGCGCAAGGAGGAGGAACUUGAGAAGGAGAUGGAGGAGAGAGCUGCAGUUAAGAUACCAGUUGUUUCCAAAGAUGGGAGUAAUGGGCAGGUUGAGCAAGGGAAUGGGUCAUUGGCAACUGGAUCAGCGCUGAAUCAAGCAACAGAAGAUGUCUCCAGCAGUUAGUCUGGGCCGUCUGGCUCUUAACUAGGAACAGUAAGAUACAUUCUUAGUGGAUUCAUUGGUAGGAUUAGAACCUUCUUCUUAUUCUCAUGGAUGAAAUAAUCAGAUCUCAGUUAGAUGUGCAACUGAUUAAUUUAAAUCCAUUUUUGGUAGGAAAUAAAUCAAAUAGUUGCGUUUUUUUUUUUGGGUUUUUUAGAUUAGAUUGUGAAAUUCAUGGAAAUCCAUUGGAUAUAUUGAUAUAAAAGUUUUCUGGAAUGUAUUUCACUGUCAUGUGUCUAAA
Messenger RNA from Nelumbo nucifera (sacred lotus), 2140 nucleotides. Its product is annotated as plastidic ATP/ADP-transporter-like. Gene Ontology annotation, molecular function: ATP:ADP antiporter activity. The record is from RefSeq and is a predicted model, not a curated record. Gene Ontology annotation, cellular component: membrane. Lineage: Eukaryota; Viridiplantae; Streptophyta; Magnoliopsida; Proteales; Nelumbonaceae. Gene Ontology annotation, biological process: nucleotide transport.